GCACUGGCAGUCUCACUCAGUAUAAGUAAACCUAUAGCCUACCUGCCGCGACUCGAUCACAGGAAGUGGGUGGGACCCGGGGCCGAUAAGUAGCAACACGCGCUAGUUCAGAUCACUCGUACCGCGCGCAUCGUCCCUGUUGCGGCUCUGAUGUACGAGGAUGCCUGAUGGUGUUACAAGGUCAAAAGGAUCACGCUAGGGUUCCGGCGGCGCGGGCAUCACUUCGUUCCCCCUCUCCAUGUUCAAGCCACGGACCCCUCUGCGUACGGAAUGGUGAACGCCUCAUCCGAGGCCGCUGAGUAUGAGAAGCUGCUAUCCUACAUCGUCGCCUCCCAGAGAAUCGAAUUCCUUGCCGUCGCAAGCUUCACGCUCCUCAUUUAUGACUUUUUCAUCACUUUUGGCCAGGAAGUCAAGUAUUACUGGACGGGACCAUGGUCGCUGUCCCGCGUACUGUUUUUGUUGAACCGUUAUCUAUGCCCGGCCAUAUUGAUGGUUGGACUAGUCACCAUUUCCGGAGUUGAUCUGCCGUACUCCUACUGCGAAGCGGCCAUACGGGCCAUGUUCGUGAUGGACUAUGUAGCCCUGAGUGUCAUUCAAGGCAUCAUCGUUCUGAGGAUCUGGUAUAUGUUUUCGGAGAGACGCAUCGCACGUAUCUGCGUUGUCUGCGCCUAUGUCACAGCGAUCGCUGCCACCGCAACAGAAAUCGGAGUGCUCUUCCCCAGCAUCGUCCCGCAGGAGUCCAACAUCCUAGGGCUCACCUCUGACCACUGUACAGCGCCACCUGUGGGCAAGGUCUGGAGAAUCUACCUACCUAACCUUAUCCUCCACACGAUUCUCUUCGCCGCGACGACAUGGCCGGUCAUUCAACAAUGGGGCUCUACCUCGCCCUUGAUGUUUCGCCUUGUCAGAGAUGGAGGCAUUUUCUACAUUGCCGUGUUCGCCGCCUCAGCCUUCACGACUAUUGGUUCCCUCCGGCCGAAUGACCCUACUAUCAUCCUUCCUGCCGUAUUCUCAAACUUCCUCGUGGCCGUCUCCUCCGUCUCCGUCUCCCACCUGAUGUUCAGCAUCCGCUCGCUCGCCGCCGCGCUCUCCAUGGACUCCCUCACGCUCCUCAGCAGCGCGGAGCUCAGCCGCGUCCGCUGGAAGCGCGGCACGCACGACGGCGAGCUCAUCGUCGAGAUCGACACCGUCGAGCCCGAGCUCGAGAUGGGCGACCUCUACAACCCGCCGCAGCUCCCGCGCUCGCCGCGGCUGUACGCGACCAGGGUCGGCGUGUACAACGACGAGCUGCUGCCGGGCUUCCAUAAGCUCGGCCCGGACAAGACCAGGAGGAACAGGGCAUCGAGGGGGAGGACACUUUCUGUGCCGGGUGCGUGUACUCGACAUCUCGUGUUCUUCAUCAGGUUUUUGAGGCGAUCUACCACAGCUUCUCAACGUGUCUCGCAGCGAUGACCACUUGUACGAUAUUGUUCGGCCGCAUUGGGUGGAGACGCGUGUGUAAUCAGCGUGUUCCAAAGGACUGGGAGGACGGCGGCAUGUAAAACAGUUAUAACACUAUGAUACACAUACGAUACAACGCAUAGC
Molecule: messenger RNA, 1584 nt
Organism: Fomitopsis serialis
Lineage: Eukaryota; Fungi; Basidiomycota; Agaricomycetes; Polyporales; Fomitopsidaceae
Exons: 13
Coding region: 271-1452 (393 amino acids)
Source: RefSeq, a predicted model, not a curated record